AUGUCUGUCACUAAUCCUGGGUGGUGUGCAGGCGACACCAGCGAUGCUGCAAAGGCACUUCAUACCCUGCUGAAGAAUUUAGAAUCCCACAAAGGAGGCAAACGGAAGCACAGGGACGACUUGCAGUAUCUGCAACACUACUUGCUCCCAAGGCUUCGCCUGAUCGGAGCUUACAUCAAAGCCAUUGACGAUAGCGACAACCAUCCGCGCAAAGGAGAGUGGGAGGCUGAUCUGAGAACUCUGGCACAGGCCUGGCAAAAGUUCGAAGAGUACCUCAAGAGCCGGCAUGGGCUCCUGUCUGAGAACCCUAGCGACGGUGGUGUGAAAGAAGACCUGGCUUGGACCUGGGAUGAGCUCUCAGAGAAAAUCAAAGAGAUCAAGCUAACAGCCAGGGGUGCUUUGGACGAUAUCGAUAGACUCAUUCUGCUCGAGAUAUGCGAGAGGUUCGGCCUCGUCCUGCCGAGACUGGACAACAUGUUCGAGAAGAUUGAAAGUUACGGCGAAUGCGUGUCGACCUACCGGAAGGACGUCCAGGAAGUGUUGUACACGAUCCGCUCCAACAAGCAGGAUUUCAAAUCGCUGAAGAGCCUGCUUCACGGGAGCAUGACCGGCCUCGCCGAAAAGAUCAGCGACAGCCAGAGCGAGACUGAAGCCAUCAAGUCGCAGCUGCAAGCCAUGUCGGAAAAGCUGGACCGCCUGCUGGCCCGGCUUGCCGAACAGCGCAGCGACUGCACCACCAAGACCGACAGGAAGUACCUGGACCAGCUGAUCAAGGAAGUCAAGAAGCAAGCCGCCUCGGUCGCGCGUCUGCGGGCCUCGAUCGACGAGACCAUGGGCCUCAUGGCCGAGUUCUUGCGGGCUUUGGAGAAACUGGAUGUCAGAAAGGGGAUUUCGCAUUGUGCCGCCGGCGCGCUCGCAGACUUGAACGACAUGCUGAGCAAGACGACGAGUUCGCUGGAAAGACUCUGCGAGAGCCUCAUGCGCCAGACCGCGCACGUCAUGUUCAAGAAGGCUUGGUUCUGGCGACGAGAAAAGUCGACAGACGAAGCUCCCUCUUCCGAUCACGACAACAGCGAGUCCCAUGAGAGCCCAUCGGAGUCUCAGCCGGCAUCUCCGAGCGCGACGAACGGUGAGGACACCGAGUCCGCAGAUUCCAGUACACUCCUCGAGCAGUCGCCCGCCCCUUCGAAUACAAAUACCGAUGCCGCCCUGUCAGAGACCACCACGUCUUCAUCACCACCCAUGAGUAUGGCACUGCCAGCCAAGUCUGCAGGAAUCUCCAUCCAAGACCUGGCCAUCAUCCUCGCGUCGUCACCGGAAGAAGCAGCAGAAGCAGCAACAGCCAUCACCUGGGCCUUGUCAACGACCUCUACUACUACUUCUCCACCGCCUCUGCCGCGCAAGUCUUCGGCCCGCAAAUCCUACCAAUACGUGCUGCGCAGCCUGUCUCAGCGCCAAAGCCACCUGGAGCUUCCCUCUCUGCCUGCUGUUCCGGGCCGGACGACUCCACCACCACCGCCGGCAGCAGGAGCAGGAUUAUCACCGAGACCAUCAUCGCGGCAACACUCGAAAUCGUCGUCGUGGUCGUCAAUGUCCUUGGCGCUGUCGUCGUCGGAGAUGGACUCGCCGUGUCCGCAGAUAUUUUCGGCGCCAUCGUCGUUGCCCUCUGCGCCGUCGUCCGUCUACGAGUCUUCGAUCCCGGAGAUCACGACCUCGUAUGCUUGUGCUGAUGAUACCACUGCUGCUGCCGCGGCCGCCGCCGCCGCCGUGGGGGAGAGUGCCAAGGAAUCAUCGCUCCUCGAUCAGCUCGAGCGGCGGUAUAGCUCGGCAGUCGUGCCGGCGUGCACCUAG
Fonsecaea multimorphosa CBS 102226 is the source of this 1851-nucleotide messenger RNA. RefSeq lists its product as uncharacterized. The record is from RefSeq and is a predicted model, not a curated record. The coding region runs from base 1 to 1851 and encodes 616 amino acids. NCBI's taxonomy places the organism in Eukaryota, Fungi, Ascomycota, Eurotiomycetes, Chaetothyriales, Herpotrichiellaceae. The transcript has 2 exons.